AUGAAAGUUUCCUCAUAUGAUUGGACUCUAGUUACUCUCAGGAGUUGUAAGGAUUCGAUCAACUCCCGCCACCUCGAUACUCUAGACCUCACAGUCACAGAUGUUCUUCCCAACUUCCGAGACAUCUCACUGGUUGGUAAACUAAGGCCUCAUGAAAGCCACUACGAGAAAUCGCCCUUGAUCAAGCGUAAGAAGAAUAGAUUGGAGGAUUUGAAGACCGGGGUACGUGCCUGUGAAGAUCAGAGACUGACUCAUAGUGAUUUGUUAACACAUUUUGGCAAAAGUAUAUCUAGACUGUGCAAAGACGAAGAAGAGCAAAAUCCUGCGCCUUUUUUUUAUUGCUGGUUUGACAGUUAUGAUAAUGAAGAGAACUCUGUGACAUAUGAGAAUCAAGUUCUCAAGUGGCAAACAAAGGCUAAGAACCCUUUCAAAAAUGAAGGUACACGGGUUCCUAGGAAAUGGAUUAGACAGUCUAAUGAUCCUACUCAAGUAAAGACGGAGGAAAGGAGGGUACUUGGACCUGUCCGUAACCAGGGAAAGAAUCGAUUUGUUCGUCACGAGGGACAUCACCAUAUAUGCUGGAUCUAUGUGGUCGUGGACCUCAUCAGCUCUAUUAGAGUGAUUCAAGAGAUUGAUACUGAUUUUACAACUCUUAGUGUGAAAGAGAUCUGCUGUCAUGCAGAUCCAGUCACGCGGGACUGA
This is a messenger RNA of Arabis nemorensis, 702 nucleotides long. NCBI's taxonomy places the organism in Eukaryota, Viridiplantae, Streptophyta, Magnoliopsida, Brassicales, Brassicaceae. The record is from the annotation of a GenBank genome assembly.